UUGUAUAGAAAUUAGUGAAAUUAAUUGGACUAUUAAACUCAGACAAAUUAUGAGUACAUAUCAAUAAAACACUAAUAGUAAUUGAUCGAAUUAUAUUAAUUAGGUGAAGUGAAGAAAAAUAUCGAACAAUGGGUGUUAGAGGUUUAACUACAUUUAUUGCAAAAAAUGCUGAUCAGUACUUUGAAGAAUUUGAACUUCACGAUUGCAAUUUAGUAAUCGAUGGGAACAAUUUAGCAGCUCAAUUGUACAAAUAUGUUUCAAGGUGCAAUUCUGGAUUCGGUGGCGACUACGAUGUGUACCACAAAUGUGUUGUUAAGUUCUUUGAAAUGCUGAAUGUUUGUAAUAUACGAUCUUUGGUUUUGUUUGAUGGAGCUUAUGAAACAAGAAAGAAAAAGUCUGUUUAUAGUAGACUUAUAGCCAAACAACAGGCAGCUUCAAUAUUAUGUCCUGCCAAUCAAAAAUUGUUACAAAUUUUUCCUUUAAUGAUGAGAGAUGUUUUCAAAGAUGUUUUAAGGGAUAUGGGAAUAUCUUUUAUACAAUGUGAUUUUGAGGCAGAUGAUGAAAUAUCAAUUGUUGCUAGAGAAAUAUCAUGCCCUGUUUUGAGCAAUGACUCGGAUUUUUAUAUAUAUGAUGUCGAAUAUAUUCCAUUCACUUCAUUUGAUCAGAAACUCACUAUAUCUGAAAAAGGCUACACUUAUAUCUCUUGCAAAAUCUACAAAAUAGAUAAUUUUCUCAAUUAUUUUGGUGGUCUAAAAAAAGAAAUGUUACCAUUGCUAGCUACUUUAUUAGGAAAUGAUUACAUAAAUAAAAGCACAUUUAAAAACUUUUAUGCCCACCUUAAACUAGCAAAAACUAAACAAAAAAUUUCUGAUCAACAAAGAACCAUAAAUGCUUUAUUGCAAUGGUUAAGAAAUGAAACAUAUGACUCUGCUGUGGAAAAAAUAUUGAGUAGAUUGAAAUUAUCAGAACGAUCUAAAAUUUUAAAUCAAAUACUUGAAAAUGUUAAUGUAUAUGCAGACCAUAAAACCAAUGCUAGUUUACUUCUGGGAAUUAAACAAUUUAUGGUCUCGCAAAAAAACAUUGAGUUAAGCUUAUCAAAAAUCAAUGACACAGAAUUUUUAAAUUCUUAUAUUUUUAAAAUCAUUUGCCCUGGCUCAGAGGAAUUUACAUAUGUAGGCCGCAAUGAUCAUAAUCACAUUGCUAAUCAGAAGAUAAAUGUUGGCGAUUUAUUUACAAAUGUUAAGUUUUACAAAUUUGAUGUGUUGAAUAACUUUUACCCUGCGACUGAUUUGUUUAUAACAUUUUUUGAAGAAACGAUCCAAGAGCAGCCUUUUGAUAUAUUAAACUCAAUUCCCAAAAAUUUACAUUUAUCGAAUAUAAAAUUAGAAAAGAUUCUCAAUAAGCUUGAAAAUGACACAGUUGAAGCAAGAAAUUUUAAUACUGAUGAAUUCAACUCAUUAGAUUCUAUUUCAAAGAAAGAAUGCUAUAAAUGUGCUUUAAAAAUGGUAGAUUAUUUUAAAGUUGAUGAAAAACUAAAGAGCAGAGGAUUUUUAGAAUGCAUUUUAAAUGAUAAUAAACCCAAGAAAUCAAAAAAGAAAGGCAAGAAAACGAAAAUUCAUAUUGAGCAAAAUGAAGAACAAGUUCAAAAUAGUUGCACAGAAAGCGAUAUCAUGGAUAAUAUAAACUUUGAUACAACUAAUAAUAAAUUUAUUCCCAUUAGCCCACAAUUUGAAUUAUCCGCUAGAAAGAUUGAAAUUUGUUUAUGA
Messenger RNA from Ctenocephalides felis (cat flea), 1766 nucleotides. RefSeq names its product protein asteroid-like. Lineage: Eukaryota; Metazoa; Arthropoda; Insecta; Siphonaptera; Pulicidae. The record is from RefSeq and is a predicted model, not a curated record. The transcript has 5 exons. Gene Ontology annotation, molecular function: nuclease activity. Bases 129 to 1766 code for a protein of 545 amino acids.